Molecule: messenger RNA, 997 nt
Organism: Lactuca sativa (garden lettuce)
Lineage: Eukaryota; Viridiplantae; Streptophyta; Magnoliopsida; Asterales; Asteraceae
Product: transmembrane emp24 domain-containing protein p24delta3
Source: RefSeq, a predicted model, not a curated record
ACCAAAUGCAACCCCAAACGCAUGAGACACCCGUCUACGAUUAACGUGGUUGUUCCUCGAUCUUACCAGAAUUCAGCGAUCGAUUGAUACUCAGAGGCGUAGAUAUCGGUACACAUAAUUCAUCUACAUACGUAAUUCUACAUAUAGAGUGAAAAUGGCGGAGAAUUCUAGGGUAUUGUUGCCGGUUUUCUUAUUGAUGCUACUAUUGGUGCAAAAGGGUGAAUCUGUAUGGUUGAAUUUACCUAGAUCGGGAAACAAGUGCGUGACGGAGGAAAUCCACAACAACGUCGUCGUCGUCGGCGAUUACGUCGUUAUCUCCGAUGAUCACCUUCAUCCCACUCCGACCAUCUCCGCUAAGGUCACAUCACCUUAUGGAAACAUCCUUCAUCAUAAGGAGAAUAUAACACAUGGUCAAUUUGCGUUCACAUCAAGUGAAGCAGGUCAAUAUGUGACAUGUUUUUGGCCAGAUCACCCUAAUCAAGGUGGUGCCUUGAGUGUUAAUAUUGACUGGAAAAUUGGAGUUGCAGCAAAAGAUUGGGAGAGUGUUGCUAGGAAAGAAAAGAUUGAGGGGGUUGAGCUUGAAUUGAGAAAGCUUGAAGGAGCUGUGGAGGCCAUUCAUGAUAAUUUGCUAUACCUCAAGGGCAGAGAAGCAGAAAUGAGAGGAGUGAGUGAGGCUACAAAUGCCAGGGUGGCAUGGUAUAGUAUCUUUUCAUUGGGUGUUUGCAUUUUGGCUUCUUGUGGACAACUAUGGUACUUAACGCGCUUCUUCCAAAAAAAGAAACUUAUUUAGAUUUUUCUCAACCCUUAUGGUAAUAUUAUGAAGCGGGACUUAAGUUAUAGAAUCAUCGUUCCUUUUUUUUUUUAAUCUUGAUUAUGGUGGAUUCGAGAUUCUUGAUACUAUAUGUAGAGAUAUAUAAAGAUUAUCCUUUUUAUGUGUGAUUUUCAGAUAGUUGGAAUUAGUUUUUAUGAGUUAUGACCACAUUUUUAUGUUUCUUCA